Messenger RNA from Condylura cristata (star-nosed mole), 5481 nucleotides. It is a transcript of the gene SI, whose product is annotated as sucrase-isomaltase (alpha-glucosidase). Gene Ontology annotation, biological process: carbohydrate metabolic process. The transcript has 46 exons. Gene Ontology annotation, molecular function: alpha-1,4-glucosidase activity; carbohydrate binding. The record is from RefSeq and is a predicted model, not a curated record. NCBI's taxonomy places the organism in Eukaryota, Metazoa, Chordata, Mammalia, Eulipotyphla, Talpidae.
AUGGCAAGGAAGAAACUUUCUGUGUUGGAAAUCACUCUGAUAGUCCUCUUUCUAAUCGUUUCUAUUAUAGCUAUUGCUUUAAUUGCUGUCUUAGCAACUCGGUCAACUUCAAAUGAAAGUAAGUACUGUCAAAAGCAUUUAAGGUUAAUAUAAAGUUUAUUUGACAGUAGCAAGUGUCCAAGUGUACAAAAUGAUCCUGUCAAUGAGAGAAUAAAUUGUAUUCCAGAUCAACAUCCAUCACAGGACAUAUGUACUAAGAGAGGUUGCUGCUGGCGGCCACAGAACAACACUGUUAUUCCUUGGUGCUUCUUUGCUAGUAACCAUGGCUAUGAAACUGAGCAAAAUGUGGCAACAACAAGAACUGGACUUGAGGCCAAAUUAAAGAGGAUAUCUUCACCUACAUUAUUUGGAAGUGAUAUUAACAAUCUUCUUUUCACAACUCAAAGCCAGACACGCAACCGCCUCCGUUUCAAGAUUACUGAUACGAAUAAUAAAAGAUAUGAAGUUCCUCAUCAGUUUGUAAAGGAAUUUACUGGAACUGCAGCCUCUGAUCCAUUGUAUAAAGUAGAAGUUACACAAAAUCCAUUUAGCAUCAAAGUCAUUAGAAAGAGCAAUGACAGAGUUUUGUUUGACACCAGCAUUGGUCCCCUGGUGUACUCUGACCAGUAUUUACAGAUCUCUACCAAACUUCCCAGCGAAUAUAUGUAUGGUUUUGGAGAACAUAUUCAUAAAAGAUUUCGUCAUGAUUUAUCCUGGAAAACAUGGCCAAUUUUUACACGGGAUCAACUUCCUGGUGAUAACAAUAAUAAUUUAUAUGGCCAUCAAACAUUCUUUAUGUGCAUUGAGGAUACAUCUGGAAAGUCAUUUGGUGUUUUCUUAAUGAAUAGUAAUGCAAUGGAAGUUUUAAUCCAGCCUACACCAAUAGUAACUUACAGAGUAAUUGGUGGGAUUCUGGACUUUUACAUCUUUCUAGGAGAUACUCCAGAACAAGUGGUCCAACAAUAUCAAGAGCUCACUGGACUACCAGCAAUGCCAGCAUACUGGAGUCUUGGAUUCCAACUAAGUCGCUGGGAUUAUAAGACACUUGAUGUAGUGAAGGAAGUGGUAAAGAGAAAUCGGGAUGCUCGUAUACCAUUUGAUACACAGGUGACUGAUAUUGACUACAUGGAAAACAAGAAAGCCUUUACUUAUAAUAAAGUUGCAUUUAAUGGACUCCCUGAAUUUGUUAAAGAUUUGCAUGCACAUGGACAGAAAUAUGUUAUCAUCUUGGACCCUGGAAUUGCCUUAAGUAAUCUUGAAAAUGGACAACAAUAUGAGACAUAUGUGAGGGGAAAUGAACGAAAGGUGUGGGUAAAUGAGUCAGAUGGAAUUACUGCACUAAUCGGAGAGGUAUGGCCAGGGUUAACUGUGUACCCUGAUUUUACUAAUCCAAACUGCAUUGAGUGGUGGGCAGAUGAAUGCAAACGGUUCCAUGAGACAGUGGAAUAUGAUGGACUUUGGAUUGACAUGAACGAAGUUUCCAGCUUUGUUCAAGGUUCAACAAAAGGCUGUGGUGAAAACCUACUGAAUUAUCCCCCUUAUACUCCAGAUAAAAACUCACAUAAAAUAUUGAUGGUUUACUCUAAGAAUUACAUUAAAUUGAAAUUAAAAUUUAGAAUUUACAAACAUUAUUAUUAUAUUAAAAUGUGUCUGAUCUAUUUGUUAAAUUUUAUUUUAAGAGCUAUAGAGAAAGUUUUUCCAAAUAAGAGAAGCUUUAUCCUCACCCGGUCAACUUUUGCUGGAACUGGAAGACAUGCUGCACAUUGGCUAGGAGACAACACUGCUUCUUGGGAGCAGAUGGAAUGGUCUAUCACAGGAAUGCUGGAGUUUGGCUUAUUUGGAAUGCCUUUGGUUGGAGCAGAUAUCUGUGGUUUUGUUGUUGAAACUACAGAAGAGCUUUGCAGGAGGUGGAUGCAACUUGGGGCAUUUUAUCCAUUUUCCAGAAACCAUAAUGCUGAAAGAUAUCAGCAUCAGGACCCAGCAUUUUUUGGACCGGAUUCUCUUUUGGUUAAUUCAUCAAGGCACUACCUGAAUAUCCGUUACACAUUACUACCUUUCCUGUAUACUCUGUUUUAUAAAGCCCACAUGUUUGGAGAAACAGUGGCAAGGCCAUUUCUUCAUGAGUUUUAUACUGACACCAAUAGCUGGAUUGAGGAUACUCAGUUCUUAUGGGGCCCUGCUUUACUUAUUACCCCUGUCUUGAGGCAGGGAAAAGAUACAGUGAGUGCAUACAUCCCUGAUGCUACUUGGUAUGAUUAUGAAACUGGUUCAAAAAGGCCAUGGAGAAAACAACGUGUUAAUAUGUACCUUCCAGCAGACAAAAUAGGAUUACAUAUUCGAGGAGGUUAUAUUCUCCCCAUUCAAGAACCUAGUGUAACUACAACUGCAAGCCGGAAGAACGCUCUAGGACUUAUAGUUGCAUUAAAUGAAACAAAUGAAGCACAAGGAGACUUUUUCUGGGAUGAUGGAGAAAGUAAAGAUACCAUAGAAAAGGGCAACUACAUCAUGUACAGAUUUUCAGCAUCCAGUGACAAAUUAGAUAUUACAUGCAUUCAUUCAUCAUAUGAAGAAGGAACACACUUAGCAUUUGAGACUAUAAAAAUCCUUGGAUUGACAAAAUCUGUUACACAAAUUACAGUGAUGGAAAAUGGUCAGCAGAGCAAUAACCACAGUUUCACUUACCAUCCUUCCAACCAGAGUCUCAUAAUUUACAACCUCAAGCUUCACCUUGGAAAGAACUUUACUAUUCAAUGGAAUCAAGUUCUAAGUGAAAAUGAAAAGUUUAAUUGUUAUCUAGAAGAAGACACUGCAAAUAAAGAAAAGUGUGAAGAACGUGGUUGUAUAUGGGAAGAGAUAUCUUCUAACUCCGGAGCACCUUCAUGUUACUUUCCUUUUCAAGUCAGCUCUUACUUAGUCAAUUCAACCCAUUACUCACCAGUGGGUAUAACAGCUGACCUUCAGUUGAAUACUAGAAAUGCUCAAAAAAAGCAACCUUCUGUACCCAUUUCAUUUCUUCGUGUGGAAGUGAAAUAUCACAAAAAUGAUAUGCUGCAGUUUAAGAUUUAUGACCCCCACAAAAAGAGAUAUGAAGUUCCAGUGCCAUUAAACAUUCCAGCUAAACCAACUAGUACUUAUGAAAAUAGACUUUAUGAUGUUGAAAUCAAGGAAAAUCCUUUUGGCAUUCAGAUUCGACGGAGAAGCACAGGAAGAAUUAUUUGGGAUUCACGCUUACCUGGAUUUACUUUUAAUGACCAGUUCAUUCAAAUAUCGACUCGCCUACCUUCACACUACUUAUAUGGAUUUGGGGAAGCAGAACACAGAGAAUUUAAGCAAGACUUGAACUGGCAUACUUGGGGCAUGUUCACAAGAGACCAGCCCCCUGGUUAUAAAUUAAAUUCGUAUGGAUUUCAUCCCUAUUACAUGUCCCUGGAAGAUGACAGCCAUGCUCAUGGAGUUUUCCUACUAAAUAGCAAUGCUAUGGAUGUUACAUUUCAGCCAACUCCUGCUCUAACUUACAGAACAAUUGGAGGAAUACUGGACUUUUAUAUGUUUCUGGGCCCAACUCCAGAAGUUGUAACAAAACAAUAUCAUGAAGUAAUUGGCCGACCAGUAAUGCCACCAUAUUGGGCUUUGGGAUUCCAAUUAUGUCGUUAUGGGUACAGAAAUACUUCAGAGAUUCAGCAACUAUAUGAUGAAAUGGUGGCUGCUCAGAUACCUUAUGAUGUCCAAUACACAGACAUUGAUUACAUGGAAAGGCAACUAGACUUUACAAUUGGUGAAAGUUUCCGGGACCUUCCUCAGUUUGUUGAGAAAAUAAGAAGUGAAGGAAUGAAAUACAUUAUUAUCCUGGAUCCAGCAAUUUCAGGAAAUGAAACAGAGACUUAUUCUGCAUUUGAAGAAGGAAUGAAGAAAGAUGUCUUUGUCAAAUGGCCUAACAGUGAUAUUUGUUGGGGAAAGGUUUGGCCAGAUUUGCCCAAUGUAACAAUUGAUGAAAGUCUAACUGAAGAUGAAGCUGUUAAUGCUUCAAGAGCUUAUGUAGCAUUUCCAGAUUUCUUUAAGAAUUCAACAGCUGAAUGGUGGGCAAAUGAAAUUACAAAUUUCUACAAUAAUCACACGAAAUUUGAUGGCUUGUGGAUUGAUAUGAAUGAGCCAUCAAGUUUUGUACAUGGGUCAGUUACUAAUCAAUGCAGGAAAGACGAGCUAAAUUAUCCUCCUUAUAUGCCAGCACUCACAAAAAGAACUGAUGGAUUACAUUUCAGAACUUUGUGUAUGGAAACUGAACAUAUUCUAAGUGAUGGGUCAUCAGUUUCACAUUAUAAUGUUCACAAUCUAUAUGGAUGGUCACAAGCAAAACCUACUUAUGAUGCAUUGCAGAAAGUAACUGGCAGAAGAGGAAUCAUUGUUUCUCGUUCCACAUAUCCAACUGCUGGGCGAUGGACAGGACACUGGCUUGGUGACAACUAUGCAGAGUGGGACAACUUAGACAAAUCAAUCAUUGGUAUGAUGGAAUUUAGUCUCUUUGGGAUAUCUUAUACUGGAGCAGAUAUCUGUGGAUUCUUCAACAAUUCAGAAUAUCAACUUUGUGCCCGCUGGAUGCAACUUGGAGCAUUUUAUCCAUACUCAAGAAAUCACAACAUUGCAUUUACUAGAAGACAAGAUCCUGUUUCCUGGAAUCAGACUUUUGCUAACAUGUCCAGGGACGUUCUAAAUAUUAGAUACACUUUAUUGCCCUAUUUCUAUACACAGAUGCAUGAAGCUCAUGCUAAUGGUGGCACUGUUAUCCGACCCCUUUUGCAUGAGUUCUUUAAUGACAAGGAAACCUGGGAUAUAUUCAAACAGUUCUUGUGGGGUCCGGCAUUUAUGGUUACCCCUGUAUUAGAAGCUGAUACAGUAGUUGUAAAAGGCUAUGUCCCCAAUGCUCGCUGGUUUGAUUACCAUACGGGUAAAGAUAUUGGUCUCAGAGGACAGUUUAAUGAAUUUGAUGCUCCAUUAUAUAAAAUAAACCUACAUGUCCGUGGUGGUCACAUCUUACCAUGCCAACAACCUUCUCAAAAUACAUUUUACAGCCGAAAAAAUUACAUGAAGCUAAUCGUUGCUGCUGAUGAUAAACAAAUGGCACAAGGAUCUCUGUUUUGGGAUGAUGGGGAAAGCAUAGAUACCUAUGAAAAUGGCCUGUAUUCCUUGGUACAAUUUAAUUUAAACAAGACUACCUUAACAAGUACUGUAUUGAAAAAUGGUUACCUAAACAAAGAUGAGAUGAGACUUGGAUUCAUCAGUAUUUGGGGAAAAGAAAAGACUUCUGUAAACAAAGUUACACUCCUAUAUAAUGGAAAAAAUGAGUCAGUUACAUUUACAGAAGAACUAGACAAGGAGAUAUUAAGUAUUAAUCUGAUAAGGAAUAAUGUUGUUCUAUAUGAACCAAUAGAAAUCACCUGGUCUUGA